This is a messenger RNA of Hordeum vulgare subsp. vulgare (domesticated barley), 1220 nucleotides long. RefSeq lists its product as uncharacterized. NCBI's taxonomy places the organism in Eukaryota, Viridiplantae, Streptophyta, Magnoliopsida, Poales, Poaceae. The coding region runs from base 230 to 844 and encodes 204 amino acids. The transcript has a single exon. The record is from RefSeq and is a predicted model, not a curated record.
ACGACGACGCAAACCCAAAACGUGUGCUGCGCUUUUCAAUCCACCGCACCCAGCCCUGCCUCCCCCGAUCGAUCGGUUGUCAACGCUUAUCAAUCGGGAGUACAUAUAUAUCUGCCGUGCACCACCUACCGUGCAACACCACUUUCUUCCCUGGCUAGUUCGCUUUCUCCCUCCCAAAGUACUCCAGUAUUCUUUUCUUCUCACAGAGAGAAAGAAAAGACAGGCCGAGAUGAAGCUCGUGUGGUGCCCGGAGACCGCGUCCCAGGCCUUCAUCGCCGGCGUCAGCGCCCUGUCAGAAUCCGAGCACAGCCCCGCGGGGUCGGCGGGCGUUGCCGAGCUCGUCUCCGCCAUGGCCGGGGGAUGGAACGCGCAGCUCGUCGUCGAGGCGCCGGAGCUCUCGGCUCCCGACUCGGCCUCCACGAGCCUCGCCCUCGCCGCCGCCGCCGGGCGCACAGGAGGUCGCUACGCGCGCGUGCUCCCGGACAAGGACGCGGACCGAGCCAUGGCGGAGCUGGCGGGCGUGGACUUCUUGGUUGUCGACGCGCGGAGGCGGGACGCCACGGCCGUGCUGGCGGCGGCCAGGCCUGGGCCGAGAGGGAUGGUGGUAGUGCGCCACGGCGACGGGAGGCGGCGUGGCACGAAGGCGCUCGAAGCGUCCAUGGCGGCAGGGACGAGGGUAGUGCGGUCCGUGUACCUGCCGGUCGACAAGGGCGUCGAGGUCCUCCACGUCGGCGUAGGCAAGGGGCCGAGCCUGCAGUUCCGGCGCAGCCGGAGCGCGUCAAGCCGUUGGAUCCGGCACGUCGACCAGGAAACCGGCGAGGAGCACCUCUUCCGCCGGCAGUAAUUCAAGCGCUAGCUUCCCCGUACAUACACAUGCCGGCCGUCCAGGGGAAUCAGCUAGGUGGCCAUGUUGUCCGGGUUCUUUGAAUCUGCCGGCCGGCACGCUUAGGGCUUGUUCGUUUAAUCCUUUUCAUAAAGGGAUUGAAAAGGUUUAGAGAGGAUUGAGAAAGAAUUUGACUUAAAGGGUAUUUAAUCCUCACAAUUCCUCUUAAUCCUCUUCAAACCCUGUGCAACCGAACAAGGCCUUAAGAUGCAGGGAGGAAAUUGUGGUGAAUCAUGGUGUAAAUAAAUAAAUAUCCCGCUGACUGGCUAGCUUCAUUGUGAAUUUGAGUUGCUUUGAUAUGAUACUGAGUCAUCCAUGUGGAUGGUCUCUAGCUAGU